UCUCUCUCACUUCACCUACCUUUCUCUCUCAAUCUUCCCACCACACCCCUCCCCCUCUUCCCGGCUUGCUCGCCGGCGGCCACCCCCACCGGCGCCGCGAGGCUACCUCCCUGGCCCCAGUCUCGCCCGCGCCCGCGCCCGCGCCCUCCGGCAUGGCGUCACCCGCGGUCGCCUCCCCGAGCCGGGCAGGGGCCACCACCGCCAGCCCCACCACCGCGCCCUCGCCGGCCUCCCCGCCGCGGCGCCUCGCGCCGGCGCCACCCGCCGCUGAAGCGUCCGCGGCCUCCUCCCCGGCCUCCGCGCACUCCGGGGACCAGCUCUCCGCCUCCGACGCAUCGAGCCCGCUUCUCGCGAGCAGGAGCGAGGAAUACAGGCUUCUGUUCCGGCUGUCACCCGACGAGGUUCUUGUGCAAGAUUUUAAUUGCGCUCUCCAAGAAAAUAUUCUCUUUCAGGGGCAUAUGUAUUUAUUUCUUCACCAUAUAUGUUUCUACUCUAACAUUUUUGGAUAUGAGACGAAGAAAACAAUACCUUUGCAAGAGGUGACUGAUGUUCGUAAAGCAAAGACAGCUGCCAUUUUCCCUAAUGCCAUUGAAAUUGUUGCUGGUAGUAAAAGGCACUUGUUUGGAUCUUUCAUGUCGCGUGAUGAAGCCUAUCGAAUUAUAGUGGAUGGUUGGGAACAUCAUGUUAGUGAUGCAAGAGUGCUCCUCGAACGUCAGGAUACUAAGUCAGCAAGUAGCAGUGAAGAGAAUGGUUAUGUUUUAUUGGAAGGAGCAAAGGAGUCCAAAGAAGAAGAUUCAUCACCACUGGACAGGCCUGUUAUUGGUACAGCUGUCACGAGUAGUGGUGCUGAUAGUGGUGAUUCAGACAUCAAUAUUUCCCAAAGGUUUUCAGAAGUGCAGGAGGAUAUAAUCGAAGACAACAUCAUUGCACUUAACCCAUUCAGUCUGGGGCCAGUUGAUGAUGAUGCUCCUAAUGUACCUGAGUCAUAUACUAUGAUCGUGGAGUCAAAGUUUCAGGUGUCUGUGGAGGUCCUCUUUAAUUUUUUAUUGUCUGAUGGUGCUUUUGGCUUUCUGGAUGAUUUCCACAAACAGUGUGGUGACAAAGAAUUUAGUUGCUCCAAAUGGUGUUCGGAUGAGCAGGGAGGACUUGUAAGGGAUAUCUCAUUUUUGCAUCCAAUCAAAAUUUAUCUUGGUGCAAAAUUUGGGACUUGUCAGGAGGUGCAGAAACUUAGUGUUUACAAAAACAGGCAUCUAGUAAUUCAAACCUCUCAGUCAAUUGGUGAUGCACCAUAUGGUGACUAUUUCACUGUUGAGGGGAUCUGGGAUGUUGAACCAGAUAGCCUAGAUGGGAGCAGUUGUUACCUCAGGAUAUAUAUUAAUGUGGCCUUCUCAAAGAGAACCAUAUUUAGAGGGAAGAUAGAGCAGUCAACAAAAGAUGAAUGCCGUGAAGUUUUCGGGCUCUGGAUUAAUCUUGGUCAUGAUCUUUUGAAGCAGGAGAGCAACUCUCGAUCAAAAGGCGCUUCCAGCUUAACUAAUGCUGAUCUUCAAUCAGGGGCUACAGCAAAUGGGGAAAAUACUUUAGAAAAUACAGUUCCAAAGGUGACUUCUGCACAGGAUGAAUCUGGCGUGAGAAGCCUCAUUCCUCCUAUUCAAGACCAGCAGCAGAGAAUAGGAAGAGAUUCUUCUAUAGCAUCCACUUCACAAGAAUUGUGGGGUUCACUAUCAUCGUUUAUGAGAUCGAGCCAACUUGGUCCAGUGCUCGUGGUGGCACUAGUGGCCAUCAUUAUCUUAAUGCAGGUAACCAUCAUAGUUCUACUAACUAGGACCCCCCAGGUCCAAAUGGUUCCCCAUGGGACCUCCGCUGAAAGCUUCAGUGGCAAAGAAAGCAUAGAGUGGAUGCGAAAGCGACUAAGCUUGCUAAGCGAGGAGAUGCAGCUGGCCGAAGUGCACAUGGAGAGGAUGAGGCACGAGUUUGCCUGGCUCAAGUCUCAUCUGGAGAGACUGGAGAGGCUGAGGGGCAGCUCAUGACUGGAGAGCAUACAUGAGGUCCGAUGCCGAGGUCAUGAUGUGAAUGCGGGGGGAGGUGGAUGCAACUCAGAGAUGUAAUGUUUAGCGUUUUUUUUUUCUUUGUUUAUAUAGAGCGUACAGUUACAAACUGUAGAGCGAGGCGGAGUGUUGUUGCAGAAACGUUGCCGUAAGGCAAAAUUGGGAAUCCCGGUAUAUCAUUUGUUGUAAAUAUCUGGACCAUCCCAGGGUGCUGGGGUGGUGUACGCCAUUACGAGGAUGUGGUGUGAGGCCAUUAAGCUC
Molecule: messenger RNA, 2306 nt
Organism: Phragmites australis (common reed)
Lineage: Eukaryota; Viridiplantae; Streptophyta; Magnoliopsida; Poales; Poaceae
Product: protein VASCULAR ASSOCIATED DEATH 1, chloroplastic-like
Exons: 18
Coding region: 153-2027 (624 amino acids)
Biological process (GO): negative regulation of programmed cell death
Source: RefSeq, a predicted model, not a curated record